Gadus chalcogrammus (walleye pollock) is the source of this 5181-nucleotide messenger RNA. RefSeq lists its product as uncharacterized. The record is from RefSeq and is a predicted model, not a curated record. Bases 2150 to 3190 code for a protein of 346 amino acids. The transcript is spliced from 13 exons. NCBI's taxonomy places the organism in Eukaryota, Metazoa, Chordata, Actinopteri, Gadiformes, Gadidae.
GUCGGCAUCUCGUCUUAUCCCUGCACACAUUUUGUAACUGCGGUCAAGUGAGCCGCCAUUCGUUGAUCCGCGGUUAAACCAGCCGUCACACAAAAUCUUCGUGCGCCUUUACUCUAAACAGCCUUUGGGUGGUAUCUCGCAACGUUUUCAAAAUAAAACCCUUCACCUACGUGUGUAGACAUAUAGAACACUAGCUGUCUUACGGCGGCGUCUAGAAUGUCAGCACUUGCGGACAUCUUGCAAGUCAGCUGCUCACCCAUAACAUUGUGUUGGUAGUGGUAGUAUGUACUUUAUAAAUAACCAUAACUUGCUACAUUUUCAACCUUUUUCUAACCAAUGCUCUACCAAUACGCAGGCCUUUGCCGUCUCUCGUCUCGAGCUUCUCGCUCCCAACCAAUCACGUUCUUCUGGAGGUCACUAGUUCUUAAUUGAUUUCAGCUGCGUCUCCCCCGCCUCUCCUCAUAAAGCGCCCCCACCGUGACGGAUGUUAAUCGUUUUUUUUUGCAUUGGAUUGCGUGGGCUGAACAAUCCGGACAUCGUGGCCACCGACGUGGACCCCCCCGCCACCGGGAACCACGCACACCGACCACCACACUGGGAAGUGUCCUCUGCUCACUGUGGAAGCAGCAUGGAAGAACUGCAGCAACUCUGAUGGAAACGAGGACCUCCACGCUGUUGAACACAAACUGUUGUAGGCCUACUACAAACCGAGGCGGUCCCACUCGGUUAAAGAUCUCGUGGUCAAUGCGGCAGACCGCUGGACCUGGACGCCACCUUCUGCAGAUACUUCACUGCCCUCAGGAAUCCACGGAUAACUUGAAACAUGUCCGACUCCAGUCCACAUGUCGGAAAAAUCCAGGAUGGAAACUUAUGGAAGGAAGAAAGGGGUCUGUUUUUGCUCAACCCAUAACCCCACUGAGCCCUUCUGUGGAAACCUGUCUGACUGACCGUACUGACUGGGGGCCUGUUGUGUGUUUGGUUGGUCUGGUAGAAGGUUUGCUGCUUGUGAUAUGCAAGGUGGUCCUGGGUUAGAUGCGGUGUCUGACUUGCACACCACUCUCCCAAUUCUAUUCUGCUCUUUACUACUUUUCUACUUUCAAUACACUUGCUGCUGCUGCUGUUGACCGCCGGUCGUGCAAUGUGGUUUUUAUUCGCGUAUGUUCUGUGGACUUUGCAUUUGUAUUUUAAUAAACAUGUUUACUGCCUGUUAGACCUCGGAUUGGCAAACCUAAACUCCUUCACUGGCAAAAUGUAGAUGCAAAUUAAAUGACAAAAUUAACAUUUCAAUAUUCGUUUUGCGUAUUUCACCAAUAGCUUCGGAACUAGACGGACCUCGUAUAUAAUUUGCUCUUCAAAUAUGCGGUCAGGCGCCCCUCCGUUAUAUAACGUUUUCUGCCCUUUACGAAAUAGACCGACCAAUAGCAACCCUUUAGGCUAUCUAAUGUGAGGUUGGAUACACGCAACAUGUAGAGGUGUUUCAACAACAAAGAUGGAAGUUGGUGAACUAAAGACUGUAUAUGCUCACUAAAAGAACGAACGACUACUAGCCUACUCAAAGAUUUUGAGGAAUAUGUAUUUCUGCAUCACCCGUUCCAAUGCUAUGAUUAGUCGAGGCCUAUCCAAUAGCAUAGCAUCGGACCAUUUUAGAUUGCGCCCGUUGGUAAUUGAACAACGCACUUCAACGCAGAGGAUCCAGAAGAAUUUCACAACGAGUCCAUUGGAAGAUAUCGAGGAACAUGAACAUCACCAUUGAAGGAGAGUAACGUUUCCACUUGCUAUAGGAAUUUAGUGAAGCACUAAAUAGUUAAUAAUAAUAAUAAUGAUAAAAUGUGGUCACCAUUUAUUGACUUUUUGGGUAAGACUUGCUUUACUAAUAUAACCGCGUUAAAACCGCAUUCAUUUACUUUUCUUGUGUAGUUUCCCACUAUUCAUUAAAUGUUAUAGAAGUAAAAAAGUAAUCAAUGGAACGAUACACAUUUGUACAACAAUUAAUCAUUAUACAGGAUUUGAACAUUUUCUAUUCAAGCUCAUGCUUCAUAAUAUUUCCAAGGAUUGCAGAGUACCAAAUGAUUUAUGAACAGUUGUUUUUGUUCAGGAGCGGAUUGUACACCCAGAGGCUUCAACAGAGCGGGUCUGGAGCUGCAGGUGGAUGGUGGCCAGGAGCCGUUCAGUCCUACAGGAACAGACGGUAGAGGUGUUGGAGGCGGUCGUCUUGAGGUGCUCGUCUGGAGGUCCGUGGCGGUCGUCUGGAGGUGCUCGCCGUGAGGUCCAUGGCGGCCGUCUGGAGGCGCUCGCUGCAGGUGGAGGGAAGGCCGGGAGCCGUGCAGCCCAACGGAUGCAGAACGAAGGACUGAGGCGGAGGCCAGCCUGGAGGCGGAGGCCAGCCUGGAGGCGGAGGCCAGCCUGGAGGCGGAGGCCAGCCUGGAGGCGGAGGCCAGCCUGGAGGCGGAGGCCAGCCUGGAGGUCCUGGAGGCGUCCAACCUGGAAGGGGCGUUAUGGAGGGCCAGGUGGCGGCUCCUCAUCCAAAGGGCCUGGAGACGGCCAACCUGGCGGUCAGCCUGGAAGUCCCGGCGGCGAUCGUCCUGGAGCGCCCGGCGGCGGUCGUCCUGGAGGACCCGGCGGCAGUAGAAUUAAAACUUUCAUAAUAUUUCCAAAGAUUGCAGAGUACCAAAUGAUUUAUGAACAGUUGUUUUUGUUCAGGAGCGGAUUGUACACCCAGAGGCUUCAACAGAGCGGGUCUGGAGCUGGGAGCUGCAGGUGGAUGUUGGCCAGGAGCCGUUCAGUCCUACAGGAACAGACGGUAGAGGUGAUGGAGGCGGUCGUCUGGAGGUGCUCGUCUGGAGGUCCGUGGCGGUCGUCUGGAGGUGCUCGCCGUGAGGUCCAUGGCGACCGUCUGGAGGCGCUCGCUGCAGGUGGAGGGAAGGCCGGGAGCCGUGCAGCCCAACGGAUGCAGAACGAAGGACUGAGGCGGAGGCCAGCCUGGAGGCGGCGGUGGCCUGGAGGUCCUGGAGGCGUCCAACCUGGAAGGGGCGGCAUGGAGGGCCAGGUGGCGGCUCCUCAUCCAAAGGGCCUGGAGGCGGCCAACCUGGCGGUCAGCCUGGAGGUCCCGGCGGCGGUCGUCCUGGAGGGCCCGGCGGCGGUCGUCCUGGAGGGCCCGGCGGCGGCGGCGGCUCCACAUCAAAAGAAAUGAGGCGACGUUGCGGAGGUCCAGGCGGUUGGCCCGGUGGAGGUCCUGGAGGAGACGGUCCCGGCGGUGGAGGACGGCUGGGGGAUCCGGCGGUGGAGGACCGAAGGCGGCUCGUGAUUAGACCAACCAGCUCCUCAUCCAUGGAAGGAUUGAAGGAGUCACUGGGGAUGAAGAUCACUGCUCAGGGGCUGACGACCACUCAUCUUUCCGGAGAAGCGUCCUCAUGGUGCAGGCGGUCAAACCUCCACCUCUUUGAAGAGACCAAGCAGCUUGAUGACUGACUGGUUCUUUAUACUCAAGACCUCGUCCCGGAGCAGAGGACGGACCUAAGGCCCGCAGCGCAGCCGACUAGAGACUCCAUGUGGAACCGGUUCAAUUAAGUUGACCACUCCUUCAGGCGACUUAAAGGGAGACCAGAUGUGCGGCAGCUGGGUGUCAUGGUGCAGAGACCCAACGCUGUACUGAACUACACCAGUGUGCCGUACUCCCAUAAACCCUGAGGAUCCCUGGAUGGCUACACCAGCACAUUAAUCCACACCCAACAUCAACACACAGUGCACUCUAUAGAGAUCGUAAGUCCGCCCCUUGCGGCGGGACCUUGUGAGAUCGUAAGAUAUGACUGGGUUUCAAUGGAGAGAAAGUAAUAAUUUUCUCCAUUUUAUGUUGCACCACAUUUUGGGGGAAGAAUGUUUGAAUCAAUCUUUGUCAUUUAUUUCUGUACUCCAUAUCUGUAAUCCCAGCUGUUGUAUUUUAACACGGUAGCUGGGAACCCUCUUUAUAGGGAGCGACUAGAGGGACGAGGCUGGAAGCAAACCUGAGCCUGGAUCUUAACCUUCUUUCUAAACCUAAUGCCAAAAUGUAACCGCAAAUAAAGUGAGGCCUAAAGUAACUUGACUCUCUAACCUAAACUUGCUUGCCUAAACUCGCUUGUCUAAACUCGCUUGCAUAAAACCUAAACUCGCUUGCAUAAAACCUGACCUUGCUUGGCUAAACUCGCGUCGCUUGCAUAAAACCUAAACUCGCUUGCAUAAAACCUGAACUUGCUUGGCUAAACUCGCGUCGCUUGCCUAAUACCUGAACUCGCUUGCCUCAACUCGCUUGCCUCAACUCGCUUGCCUCAACUCGCUUGCCUCAACUCGCUUGCCUCAACUCGCUUGCCUCAACUCGCUUGCCUCAACUCGCUUGCCUCAACUCGCUUGCCUAAAACCUAAACUCGCUUGCCUAAAACCUAAACUCGCUUGCCUAAAACCUAAACUCGCUUGCCUAAAACCUAAACUCGCUUGCCUAAAACCUAAACUCGCUUGCCUGUACUCGCUUGCCUAAUACCUGAAGUCGCUUGCCUAAAACCUAAACUUGCUUGUCCAAACACGUUACACAAAGUUAACCAUCCAUAAUCUUUAACCCAAACCAGACUUGUCCCUGGGUCGCUCCACUUUAAUUUAGAAGUUUCUUCUUUUACCUCAACUGCGUUUUGAGUUUCAUUCUUUGAGGGCUUGAAGUGCUUUGGAGGAUAUUUGAACCUUUGUUUGCCGCAUCAAUAAACAUGCUUUAUCUUUACCCAUUUUGUUUUGGAUUGCAUUUCUAUGUGUAAUCCGGCCAAAUGUUCAGUGUCCUUACAUGUAAUGUCUAUGGUCUGAUGAUAAUCUGACCUCUUCAUGAAGCAGAAUGUGUGUGAAUGUUGUCCCGUGAGCUCCAGGCUCUCUGUGGGCCUGUCAACGUCUCUUUAGCAAAAGGUUGGAGAGUGAAAUAAAUUUUUGGGCCAUUUUCAUGUGUUCCUGAGUAUUUCAGACCUGUGGUGUUUCACAUGAGACCUUAAUGGGAACUUUUCUUUUUCUGCCUGCAUACGUAAUGCCUACAUUAGUAGGGUGAUCACUGUUGAUCCCAAUAUUGAUCAUUAACCACCUCAUUCUUUGGGAUUACAAAUCAUGUAAUUUAUGAGCAUAUUUGCAAAUGCCUCCAAAUAUCAGAUUGUGUAAAAACGAAUGAAAUGUAAC